This is a messenger RNA of Talaromyces amestolkiae, 2073 nucleotides long. RefSeq lists its product as uncharacterized. The record is from RefSeq and is a predicted model, not a curated record. The coding region runs from base 1 to 2073 and encodes 690 amino acids. The transcript has 2 exons. Lineage: Eukaryota; Fungi; Ascomycota; Eurotiomycetes; Eurotiales; Trichocomaceae.
AUGGGCGCGUCACAGUCUACAGGUGGACUGGAAGGCACCGGAACACCUGAACAGCUUAGCAUCCUCCUCGCCGAACGCUUCGCCACCAAAUGCUUCACUCCCCUGGAACUCACCCAUUUCAAAGACAACUUCUACUCUCGUGCUCUCGACCAAGCAGGUUUCCGGUAUUGGAACGAGAAGAUACUAUCGGAUUUCCUCUCUGUUCCAGAUGGAAUCUACACCAACGAAAAAGAUGGCGGACACGAUGGACGUCUUGAUGCAGGACCGGUUGUGUUCAGGAUGGUUUCGUAUUUGGGCGCAUUCCCGUUCCAGAAGACUCUCGCACCGAGUGUGUUGACGUUUGAUGCUAUGGUGAAAGUUGUCGUGUUGUUGACGGAGAGGUAUGGCAAGGUUCUGAGGAGGGGACGGAAGGAUCGGAUUAAGUUGUUGUUUGGGAGUUUGGCGGAUGUUGGAAGGCCGGUUUUGCAGGAGGGGCAGAAGAAUGAGGGUUCAUCUUCCAAGCCAGAAGACUCUGGACAGUCUUCGCAUGCUCAGGGAUUCUCUGUUGAUGCGUCGGCAAAUGACGAGUAUGAUGAAUAUGAAGACGAUGAUGAUCUGGCCCUUGCUGCAUUGGAGUCUCUCGACGCUAUUGAAGUCUUCAAGCAUGAUCAGCGGAUUGAUCGCGCAGUCUACGAAGCGCGUAUAUCUGUCGACACAUUUCGCCGUCUGCUUAUGCUGUUGCUUGUGAUCGCACCGCUGAAACCACUUGAAUCAGUCACGAAAUACACAUUCAAUCUGAGCUCGGAGGAGCAAGCCGCCGUCAAACGCGAGGCUGAUACUAUCAUAGCUAGCUUUACGGAGGAAGAGAUUCGUGAUGGCAUUGGGUAUAAGAGCUUUGCAAAGACUCUUAGCCUCAGUUUGCCUCAUCUCUUUGACCCGUUGACACCCCUGUUUGAGCAUCUGCUAUUCAGUAGGAAUUUGGACUUAUCCAGAAAGCAAAAUCUUGCAUCUGAAACUCCUCCCGAAUUUCCUCCGCCAGUAGAAACCCCGAGGGAUGAGGAGGAACACCCGCCAACUAUCAUGCUACCGGGGAGUUUUGAGUCUGCAAUCCUAACUCCAAGCAUGGUAUCGCACCUCUCAUUCUUUUUACCUGCAUCUUCAGGCCAGAAUCUCUACAGAAGCGGUAUACAUUUACACCCCGUCUUUUCAACCGUCGCUCACGGUGAAUCUCUAACAUCAUUCCAACACAACGUCUUCACUUGGCAAGCUCCCUCAAUCCUCAUCGUACAAGGAGCAGCCCCGGGAAGCUCUGAUUCUCCUGACGAACUGAUCACAUUCGGCACAUACAUUCCCCAACCAUGGAAGCCAUCAUCAUCAUCCUACGAAAACACCCAGAGUCUAAACGACCGCUCCAGACUACCCUACCUCUUCCAAAUCCACCCCAAACACUCCGUCCUCCCAGGUAACCCUUCUCUCCUAUCAACAAAAGAGCAGCCAUCAACAACACCAACAGUUCACUUCUCAACCACAACCGGCAUCGCAAUAGGCUGCGAAAUCCCGGCCUCCGCACAACAAAACAGGACACACUACGGUCCCGGCGUCCCUUCUCCACGCGAACACGUCCAGCACCGUCGUCAAAGUAGCGGUAACGGUACUCUCCACAAACCUCAACAAGGCCCCUUUCCCCACGGAGCGGGAAGUCUAAUCAUCGAUCCGGGCCUGGAAACCGCGCAACUACACAUUUCAUACCUUACGGGUGGUACCACGGGAGUCUUCACACCCGCCAUCCCACCCAUCCUCCCCACAACGACACACAUCGAUAUCUACAGCCUCGAGAUAUGGGGCGUAAUCGAGCCUGCGCCAUCGCUUGUGGCGGUAGGAGGAACUGCAGCGACAGGUGACGUCGCCAAAAACGCGAUUUCACAGCAACGCGCGGCAUGGCAGUUCGAUGCCCGCGAGGCAGAGCGCAGAAAGGGCGUGAAUGUGAAAUUGGGUAGUGGCACGGAUAGCGAGUAUCAGAACGCGAGGGCGUUGUUGGAGAUGGCGGGGAUUAUCGGUGAUUCGGCGCAUCAGCGGAGUGGGGGGAGUAUUUGA